UGAGACAAGUUCUCUGUGGAUUGCAGCCUUCAGCCUUCUCCUCUUGUUUUCUCAAGCAGGGAGUAAGAUGGUGUUCCAACAUCAGAUCACCAGUUUUGAUUUCUGGAAUCACUCUCUCAGAAGCCACUUCAUUCCUGAAGGACACUAACCAUUGUUUUGGAAACCAAGAAGCCCCUGCAGUCAUGAGCUCUGAUGCAGAGAUGGCCAUUUUUGGAGAAGCAGCUCCCUACCUGUGGAAAUCAGAGAAGGAGAGAAUCGAGGCUCAAAAUCGCCCAUUUGAUUCUAAGAAAGCUUGCUUUGCAGUGGAUGAUAAGGAAUUUUAUGUGAAAGGUAUGAUCCAGAGCAAGGAAAAUGACAAAGUCACAGUCGAGACCCUCGACAACCGGACACUCACUCCGAACAGUGACCAAGUCUUCCCCAUGAACCCUCCCAAAUUUGACAAGAUCAAGGACAUGGCCAUGAUGACCCACCUACACGAGCCAGGAGUGCUGUACAACCUCAAAGAGCGUUACGCAGCCUGGAUGAUCUACACCUACUCAGGCCUCUUCUGUGUCACCGUCAACCCCUACCAGUGGCUGCCAGUGUACAACCCUGAGGUGGUGACGGCCUACAGAGGCAAAAAGCACCAGGAGGCCCCGCCCCACAUCUUCUCCAUCUCUGACAACGCCUAUCAGUUCAUGUUGACUGAUCGAGACAACCAGUCCGUCCUCAUUGCAUGAAUAACCUGUGUUGUUGCCAUGAUGACUUGGAAGGGGCUGUCCAUUCCUUCUGCUCUCCUUUAGCUCACUUACUUUUUUUAAAAAAUUAUUUUAUUGAAGUAUACUUGAUUUACAAUGUUGUAUUAAUGUCUGCUGUACAGCAAAGUGAUUCAGUUAUACAUAUAUAUUCCUUUGCAUAUUCUUUUCCAUUUUGUUUUAUCACAAGGUAUUGAAUAUAGUUCCCCGUGCAAUGCAGU
Molecule: messenger RNA, 955 nt
Organism: Balaenoptera acutorostrata (minke whale)
Lineage: Eukaryota; Metazoa; Chordata; Mammalia; Artiodactyla; Balaenopteridae
Product: myosin-13-like
Exons: 6
Coding region: 183-719 (178 amino acids)
Biological process (GO): actin filament organization; vesicle transport along actin filament
Cellular component (GO): vesicle; cytoplasm; actin cytoskeleton
Molecular function (GO): actin filament binding; microfilament motor activity; ATP binding
Source: RefSeq, a predicted model, not a curated record